This is a messenger RNA of Komagataella phaffii GS115, 2058 nucleotides long. RefSeq lists its product as uncharacterized. Bases 1 to 2058 code for a protein of 685 amino acids. Gene Ontology annotation, biological process: electron transport chain. NCBI's taxonomy places the organism in Eukaryota, Fungi, Ascomycota, Pichiomycetes, Pichiales, Pichiaceae. Gene Ontology annotation, cellular component: mitochondrial inner membrane. The record is from RefSeq and is a predicted model, not a curated record. The transcript is spliced from 2 exons. Gene Ontology annotation, molecular function: electron-transferring-flavoprotein dehydrogenase activity; iron-sulfur cluster binding.
AUGAUUGGCAGCAAUAUUCCCAUCGAGCUUUCUAUCUAUUUUUACUCUUUCAUCAAUAUUUGUAGGGUUUACAAUAAUAAUGCUUCUCAUUGGUUACUCGCUUAUUUCAAAAAAUUGCUAAUGUCUCACGUGAUGAAAGUUCUGAAAAAAUCGAUGUACUCUUAUGUAAAAAUUGAUACUCUUCAUCUAGAUAGUCCAUAUUCGUCAAUGCUUCUCCCUAGGAUAAGCAGAAUCUCUUCUGAUGCCAUUCACAGAAUGUCACGUUCUAGGAUAAGAGCAUUCAGCCCUUAUUCCAAGGCUUUACGUUCAUUUUCCACUGGAAUUUCAUAUUUCAAAGAGGUGCCAUUUUCAAGAAUGACAGAAGAAGAGCAGCAGCUUUUGACAGAACAAAGAGUUGUUGAUCAUGCAGACGUAUGUGUUGUUGGAGGAGGUGUUGCUGGAUUGGCUACAGCCAUUCGCUUAAAACAAUUGGAUAAUAAAGAAGGGUACGGUACUCUUAGAGUUGUUGUGUUGGAGAAAGCACCAGACAUGGGAUCCCACAUAGUCAGUGGAGCUGUUUUGGAACCCCGCGGAUUGAGAGAGCUCUUUUACACCGACGAUGGGAUACCUCUUCCAGAUGAUAUGGUGACACUAGUGGAAGAGGAACACAUGAGAUUCCUUGUUCCUAAUGAUUCAUUUCCUGUUCCAGAACCUCCACAGAUGACUAAUGUGGGCAAGAACUAUAUUGUAUCACUAAGUGAAGUCACCAAAUAUUUAAGUGAGAGGGCGGAGAAGCUUGGAGUGGAAUUAUAUAGUGGAAUAUCAGUGGAUGAACUUGUCAUAGAUGAUGCUUCAAACAGCGUAAUAGGAGUAGCUACCAAGGAUAUGGGAAUUGGCAAGGACGGAGUGCCGAACGAUGAUUUUGAAAGAGGUAUGCAAUUUAAUAGUAAGUUGACCGUUCUGGCCGAAGGAUGCCAUGGAUCGUUAAGCAAGAAAGCUAUCAAGAAGUAUAAUUUAAGGGAUGGAAGAAACCCGCAAACUUAUGGCCUCGGUCUAAAAGAAGUUUGGGAAGUAAAACCAGAGAAUUUCAAGAAAGGCUACGUUGGGCACACCAUGGGGUAUCCCUUAAGUGAAGAUGUUUAUGGCGGUGGUUUUCAAUAUCAUUUUGGAGAUGGUUUGGUAACCGUUGGAUUAGUCGUAGGGCUAGAUUACAAGAACCCUUGGAUUUCGCCAUACCAAGAAUUUCAGAAAUUAAAACAUCACCCCUUUUAUUCAAGUGUACUAAAAGGUGUGGGAGCUUCUGCUGGAUUCAUGAACGUUCCUAAGAUAAAAGGAUCACAUACUGCAAUAAAAUCGGGAAUUCUGGCGGCCGAAUCUGCUUUCAAGGCUUUGCAGAAACAGAAUUUAUUGAAGACGGUCGAGGAAGUUGAAAAGGAAACUAUUUUAAAGGAGGAAGCUGAGGAAAGAGGAGAUGAGUAUACCCCACUUGACGGUGCUACAGCAUUAGAGUUGAGGUCAUACGAAGAAGCAUUUAAGGAUUCGUGGCUGUUCCAAGAGUUGUAUGAAGUACGGAAUGUUAGGCCAUCUUUCUCAGGUCCGUUUAAGCUGCUCGGAGGUUUAGCUUUUUCAGGAUUGGUAACUUUGUUCACAAAGGGAAGAGAGCCAUUCACUCUGAAUCACCACAAUACGGAUGCCUACAUAACAGAAAAUGCUGCAUUACACCCCAAGAUCGUAUAUCCCAAACCUGACGGCGAGAUUUCAUUUGACAUACUCACGUCAGUAUCCCGCACAGGCACUUAUCAUAAGGAGGAUGAACGGUGUCAUCUUCGAAUCCCGUCACAGGACUAUGGGUUGCAUACGGAAAGGCUAUACAAGGCGUAUCGUGGAAUAGAAAAUAGAUUCUGUCCGGCAGGAGUUUACGAGUAUAUUCCUGAUGAGUCGAAAAAAGAUGGGGUUAAGUUUCAAAUCAAUGCUCAGAAUUGCAUUCACUGUAAGACUUGUGAUAUCAAGAUACCAACACAGACGAUAAACUGGGAAGUCCCUGAAGGGGGGGAUGGGCCCAAAUACCAAAUGACUUGA